AUGGAUGCCUUUAAGGACGACGACGGUGGCGGCGGCGGCGACGGCGGCGGCAGCGACGGAGCAGGCAGUUGCCUAUCGCGUAACGACGCGGACGCUGACGCCGGCGUCAACGUCGAUUUCCUGGUGCGGCAUCGCGCCGCGGGGUCCUACUGUAUAAUAGAAUUAAAGGUUCAACAUAGGGCCAAAAUUUCGACUCGGGAAGUUACAAAAAUUUCCCUCAGCGCGGUUAUUCGCUUCCGAAGGGCUUCGAAUUUGAAUCGCAAAUGCUGCCCAUUACAUUUCCUAUGUCUAUCACGCUACGUUUUCUCGGGCAUUACCUUCGUUAGUAUAUCAGGUCGAUUUUUCUUACGGCAUACGCGAAGAGACAUUAAUAACGUGCGAUGUGUUUUUUUUUUCAGAGGCAAAUACGCAACGGUAAGGAGAUGCCGCGAGAGAUCCAGCGGCAGGCAGUGGGCCGCCAAGUUUCUGAGGAAGCGACGGCGGGCUCAGGAGCUGAGAGCGGAAGCGCUUCACGAGGUCGCCGUGCUGGAUGCCGCGGCCCAUUGUUCUCGUCUCGUCUCCCUUCAUCAGGUCUUUGAGACCAACACCGAGAUGGUGCUCGUCCUCGAACUGGCUCCUGGCGGCGAGCUGCAAAUGAUACUCGACCGGGACGAAGUUCCAGAGGAGCGGCAGGUCGCCAGAUUGCUGAAGCAGAUUUUGGACGGGAUAGCCUUUCUGCAUUCCCUCAACGUGGCUCACCUCGACAUCAAGCCGCAGAAUUUGGUACUUACUGGAGAAUUCCCGGACUGCGACGUCAAGCUAUGCGACUUCGGUAUAUCGCGGUACAUCAGCCACGGAGCGGACAUACGGGAAAUUUUGGGCACGCCCGACUAUGUCGCCCCGGAGGUUCUGAAUUACGAGCCGAUCAGCCUGGCGACCGACAUGUGGUCCGUUGGCGUCCUGCUCUACGUGCUGCUAACGGGAUGCUCGCCGUUCGGCGGAGACACCAAGCAGGAGACGUUCUGCAACAUCAGCCGGUGCCGCCUGGACUUCCCGGACGACCUCUUCGAAGACGUCUCCGAGGAGGCGCGCGAUCUUAUGCGCAAGCUCAUGGUCAAGGACCCGAACGAACGUCUGACGGUGACCGAGUGCCUGCAGCAUCCCUGGUUCAACAUGUCCGAGCAGCCGCUGGCGCCGUUGACGACCUGCCCCUCGUCGGACGACAGCCCCGCCGCUGUCCUCGAGUCCACGACGACGGCCCCGCAGGAGGACAGCGCCACGCCGAAAUUGCCGAUCGUCCAUCAAGGCCAGGUCCCGUCCGCGCCGAAGGGCGACGGCGAGAAGCAGCAACGGUCGUCCACGACCGGUCUGUGCCACAGCGCGGAGGCUCCGAAGCCGACGGCGGGCGCCCGCGCCGUCUCCUCGCACACGGAGAAUCUCUACUCGGCCUCGAGAUCGCUGUCCAAACCCAUCAGAUUCGGGCUGAGCCCGGACCGGAGGGACACCUUCAAGAGGAACAUGGACUCGCUGGCGCGAAAGUUCUCCGGCAGCGUCCUGCCGGAGAUCGUCAUCAUCGAACCGUCGUCGUCAAACGCCGGCGGUGGUAUCCAGCAACGUCGCGCCACCGCCACCCACACGAUGCCGGCUGGCGGCGGCGAGGUGUUCAAGUGCACGCCCGUGUUCAUCCUCGGCGAGGCCGAGCAGCAGUGCAGCGACAGCGGCAGCGACACCGUCUCCGAAAUCUCGACCGACAGCUCGAGCGAUCGCAGCAGCAUCUACUCGGACGACUCCCUCGAUUUUAUUCUGUACGGUAAGAGCCAGGGUAGAGCGAGCUUCCCGUUCACCGCCGCCGACGCGACCGCCGACAGGUGGGAACAGAGGCAUCACCAUCAUCAUCAUCAUCAUCAUCGCGCCGCCAGAGUGUGGCCGCGCGAGUGUAACGGCGUCGUCAGCAAGGCGCUCAGCCGCUUCACGUCGGAGACCUCGUCCGGCGAUCCUCGUGUGACGAAGAUCGCCAAGAUCCCGAUGACAACGCCGCCGACGGUGACGGCGUUGCGCGGCGGCUGCAGCAAGGCCGGCCUCGAGGCGCUCCGCGAGCGGGGCGGCAACCUGGUGGUCAUUAGGGAACCCGUACGCGCCGGCAGGUACACCAGGUAUAGCGAGGUACAGUGCGAGUCGGUGCAAGCGCGAAUUCGGCGGUUCCAGGUGCACGAGGCCUCGUAAGACCGUGCCGUCCAGCUGUGCGCCAGCAGCAGGUGCCGGCAGUUGAAUUGUAUUAGCGCGCAGGUGGACGGACGUCUCUCCGGCAAGCCUCCUCCGAGGAGCCGCCGAGAGAACGGGGGGUUCGAGGCGAUUGUACAUAUCGCGUGUACAGUGACGCGAAGAGCAGGAGGGAGGUUUUAAGCAACGAGGUGGCGCCCGAGGGAUGCGCGAACGAAGGAUAACGUGGGACGAGCUCAAUUCCUCGAGAUUUGCGAAGGCUGUGACGACAGAGAAGAUUCUUAGGAAGGUUCAGGAUUGCCCGUCUUUCUGUAACAAUAUAGGACUAUGAGCUUUGUGAAAAAUAUAUCUGGACUCACGGUUCCUUUGAUCGUCGCGGUAGAACAAGAAAACACCGAGAACGAUACAUUGUCACGCGGCAGCGGCGUUUGGAAGCAAAAGGGAUUACUUCUGAAUUGAUUUUUCGCGAAGCGCAUAAUGCUGUGAUAGCGCGUUAGGGGAACGUGAAAUGACGCAUGAUGAGUGUGGCGUGUCCUCGCUUUACCUUUGCAAGAAACACGACGCAACGGUGAAGGCUACGCGUAUCGUGGGGAUAUUGAUUCGAGCAGAAGAUUUUGCGAAAAUCGGCGUCCUGCAACUCGAUCGCGAUAUAAUAUUAAGCAGUAUUUCGUAGCGAGAACAAAAGGUUGUACGUACCACACCGAGCCUGAUCUCCAGAAUCCUCGAACAGCCUCUCGAAGCCCCCUGUCCCGACUUUCGCCGGACUUCUUGGGAACCCGAGACCGAGAUUGUAAAGGGCGUGCGCGAGCGUGGCCCGCGAUGCGGGAUCUUACGUGCGCAAAACGCCUCUUUACACACGCGUGCCUUCGCGAAGGUGCCGACGAGAGAACGUAGCUUGUAUCAUAUCAAAGCGAACAAACGGCUGUUGUAAAUACGAGUGAGAGUGUGUCGUCUGUGUGUGAAUGCGUAUACGUAUGUAUGCGUGCGUGCAUGUAUGCAUUGACUCUUCGUGGAAGCGAGCGGCUUCAAAGAGGGUGGUCUUGAUGUACAUAUUAUUCGAGUAAUCGGAGAAGGUACGAGCGAUAGAACGAGUCGCGGGUAUGCGUGGCUCGCGAGAAGGUGCCUGCGGUUGCGGUUGCGACGCCGAUCACAGGGGUGGUGACGGCGGAGAUCCGAGGGAAAGGUCACGCGGAGCCAUGGCGACGGCUGGCUGCCGGCUAUGGGAAACGCCGCGUGGCGAGGAUGGUCGGGCCCGUAGGAGUCGAUUUUCCGAUAAUCCCAGCGGAUUCCGCCGUCACCGGCCGACGAGGCGUGAAGGAGGAGAGAAGGAUGUGUCUGCGAAAUCGAGACUUGGAGCGAAGCUCUCCUUAGGCCGCCGUUAUUGAUAGACUGAUUGAUCGUCCUUUCGAGCUGAGAGAAACUAGAGUUGUAUCGCGUGCGCAUGCACCGAGAAACGCGGCGCGUUGCACGCUUAUCCAAAACAACGUUGUAAUUCCGAGAGGCGUAACUUUCGAAGCACGACUUACGGAAAUAAACACUUUCGCAUAUCAAUGAUAAAUUGAUAGAAGUUACGUCUUAUCGAUACCGCGUCCGUUUCGAAAACGCUUGUCGGAGUUCGGCGAUUCCCGGACAAGCUGAUGAAAAAUCCCGCGAUAGCCAGCAAGCGCCAGCGAUAUUAUAUCUCGGUGCAUCGCGCGCGGUUCCGUCGGAACGAAUCGCCAUAUCAAUCGGUCGUCGAGUUUAAUGACGACCAAUGACAAUCACAGAUAAACCCAUUUCGGUGCCUUCCUUAAAGGAAAAUGACGACGCGUGUGCGCCAAUGCGUGCGCACAUCACCACGUGCCUACGUUUUACUUGUCCGGUACGCGCGACACUUUUCGAGUCGCACGAAGACUGUGAUGCGCAGCAGGGAGAGAAUGCAUGUCUGAAGAGUGCCUUAAUUGCGCGCGGCUUUGCGGGAGAUGAAAAUUGUGAGCUCGGACGAGCCUUCCAGGUAAUUCCAGCGGGCUCGAACACGGCCACGGCGGAAGUGAUUAACAAUGUCGAACCACCGAAAACCCCCUCGUCGCACAUUAUGGAGAAGGGACCACUUUCCUGUAGGCCGUAUAUAUCGCGUAUAUAUACGUUUUUCCUAUUGUUAAAUAUCUCUCAAUCAUACUGUUGAAUAUGCUUCGUGAAUUACCAUCCCCGUUGUUUUUCCUUACUUGAAAAUUGUUCGUCGCGAGCGGAGAGGGAAAAAGAAGAGAAACAACGAGCGGCCUCGUCUGCUCUCCGGGCUCUCGUGGACGCGCAAAUCGAAAUGGUACAUACGCAAACUUAUUUAUCCACGGAAUUCAUCAUCGCGCGCAAAUUGAAACGCGCUAAUCGCUCGCUCGCGUAGCGCAGCGCAACGAAUGCUAGUCAUAAACACGUCCCGUCAUCUUUCUCACGCUCCCUUCCCCCUUUUUUCGCGCCUCUAAUUUUCGUUCAUUUCACCGCGGACACACGCUCGUUGGCGAGACGCUAACGAGCGGCCUGUGUCUUCGCCGGGCGAGACGAGAAAGAAAGAAGAGCGGACGAGAGAGCGCUGCAAAAAUGACGACGGACCCGGUCGGCGAGCCUUGGCUCCGGGCAGCACGAGAGAGACUCGUCCAACCGUGAAUCUGUGCAUCCCCUUUGUACGAAUCCACGGAGAAUGCGCGAGGACGCAGAAUUCGCGCCCGUAACUGACGUUUUAAUGCGACGAAGCCUCUAGCAACACUCCCGAAUUUCCUUCCGCGUUGCUCGCAAGUGUCGAUCGAUGUUGUUCGGUUUUUGGUGGUUCUCUUUGAAACUAAAGAGCACGCAUUUUGAUACGUUGACUAUUUCAGGACCAUGCGCCGUUUGUGUUGUAAAAAUAUUGAAUUUUCGCCGAAUCUUAAUUCACCGAGCGGGGUGUGAAGGAAGCACCCUCGGAAUCUCUCGCGAAGCGAAAAUCUCGUGAUGCGUAAUCUUCUCUUCGACCGCUGUUUCGAUCAUUGCGGUAGGAAGGAGGGGGGGAAGAAACACUUUCGACCUCGUGCACCGAGGCGACUGUCCGAUUGUUCAGCCCCUCCGACCACGACGGCCUAGCGAUCGACGCGAAAACUAGCGACAUGUUCGUCGACGCGAACAUCGGACACGUAAGGUGCGACGUACCAAACGCGCGCGUACACGCACAAUUCGAACGCGCGCAUGUCUUCUCGAGACGCAUAUAUGCGGCGCGAGACGCGUCUCCGGGAAUCAAAGAGCGGGGAUAGACCUGUGUAAAAUACAUAAUUUUGCUACGACGGGCGAGGGCGGCGCGACCCGGGGGAGCCCCCUUAGCUUCGCUGGCGGUGAAUUCGCGGUUAUUUAUUCUCUUCUUUGUGAUACGUCAUUAGUCAGAAUUAAUCAGUUUUCGCUUCACGUCUUCGCGUCAAUUGAAAACCGCAGAAGCACGUCGGCUCUUGCCUCCCAUGCCACUCGGACGCUCCGCGCCGCUCGGCAUAUUCUCUUAUCAUUAUUAUUAUAUUAUUAAAUAUUCUAUAGAAUUAUUAUUAUUAUAUUAUACUAUUAUUACUACAUCAUUAAUAAUUAAUCGCGAAGAUUGCGAUCGCGCAUGUAACUGCUAAAAACCUCCUGUAAAUACUUCUGUCAUUGUAUUAAUUUUAAUAAUACAGUACGAAAUAAACGCAACAAUACGUUCAAUG
Molecule: messenger RNA, 5888 nt
Organism: Vollenhovia emeryi
Lineage: Eukaryota; Metazoa; Arthropoda; Insecta; Hymenoptera; Formicidae
Product: death-associated protein kinase related-like
Exons: 6
Coding region: 1-2202 (733 amino acids)
Biological process (GO): intracellular signal transduction; positive regulation of apoptotic process; protein phosphorylation
Cellular component (GO): nucleus
Molecular function (GO): protein serine/threonine kinase activity; ATP binding
Source: RefSeq, a predicted model, not a curated record